Molecule: messenger RNA, 272 nt
Organism: Ilex paraguariensis (yerba mate)
Lineage: Eukaryota; Viridiplantae; Streptophyta; Magnoliopsida; Aquifoliales; Aquifoliaceae
Source: the annotation of a GenBank genome assembly
GUACGGCGAAAGGCUCAUAUACGACUCUGGUUUGGGGAGAAAUGCUGUUGGGGGCCAUCACCAAUGGUGCGGAAUGGGAUUGGCCCACUGCUCCAUCCAUGGAAUGGAUGGAGGUGAAGAAUGCCACUCCAGGUGACUUCAAACCUAAUCCUAUGAGAGAUAACUUUUUACAAUGGGGAGGAGACCCAAGUGGCAGGUUUUCUGUGAAAAGUGCAUGGGAAAGUAUUCGGUCUAGUUCAUUCAGUAAGGGAUUUCUCCUCAAAGUUUUGUAA